AACCGUUGGUUCCAAUUCGUGGCUUGUUGGCUUUGCCACAAGUUCCUUUUCCUAACACCGUAACCUACCAGUAAGCACCUAAACCAAUUCCAUCCCAAUCGUAGAACAGCCUUACUGGUGGCGUAUACCUAGCUGUUCUAGAAAUAAGCUUGACCGAACCGUGCAUUCGAAUAUUAGUCAAAGCGUUUGCUCACUCCGACACGUUACCGCCCGUACUGAGCUAGGACAACCACCCUUUAUGGAGUUGACCUAAUCGUAAUGUGACCCUGCGUGGAAGGGCUGCCAACAUUUUUGAAAUGACACCUUCGGCUUUUCACGAAGAUGUGAAAAACCGAAGCGAAUAAAACUAUGAACAUAGCAUUGGUCGGGUCUCAUUCCUAAAAAGGCUACCCUCUAGUUUAGUAGUGCGCGCCGUUCUGAGUUUCCGUAAUUCAAAAUGUGUAUUAGAGUGUAGCAUCGUGUAUUUAACCUGAAUGUGUCCUUUUUUUAGAUAAGCAUUUGAAGAUUGUCCGUAAGCGACUGAUCCUAAAGAAAACGUGUUAAUUUGUGUUAUUAGAAGAAAAGGUAAUUAAUAAUAAGGCUCAUUGUUAUAUUGUGAAAUCGUGCUACAAAUUGGCGCCCAACGAAAAUAAAUUCAAAUUAGCAUUCGUUCAAAAUAUUUUUCUAUUUUCCACCCCGAGCGGAGGGGAAUAAAACAUUUCACGUUUUAGUUAGUUCGUUCUUCAAACGAAUCUGCUAGAUCAGGCAAAAUGGAUUUGGAACUCGAGUUGCAUUACAAGCGUUUAAUGGUGCAUCAUCUGGAGAAGCAUGAAAUCGAGCAUGAAUUGGCGAUUCGAGCAGUUCAAUUCGAUCCAGCAGAGACUCGAUCGGCGAUACAGAGAAGACUGAGAGAUCGGUUGAAAGAGGAAAAAGAGCUAGAUACGUUAGAUUUGGACUUUUCUAGGUGUAAUAUAACCAUCGAUAAUGAAAUCAAAAUUAUCGAUUCCAACGUAGAGCAAAUCAAAGCUUACUUGGAAAAUGAGAAACGUUUUGAGGGUUUGAGGGACAGCCUAAAGUCGCGGUUGGUCCACUAUUUCGCGCGGGUUCGUCGAGCUCAAGAGCACGCAGAGACCGACGAAGAUCUCAACGACUUCGAUAAGCUCCUCAGUGCAAUUCGAGGACUUAUUAAUACACACUUUUCCAUAUUUUCUCCCAUACAAUCGGUGAGAGAAGACAUGUUGCAGGAAAUUGUACGUUCAGUCUCGAAUUUGAAACUGGGAGCAAUUCCCAAGACAAAUCAACCUAAACAGGGAGCUGAGCGAUCUCAUAGAAACUCCAAAAGAAAGGAGAAGGACAACACUAGUGCAGGGACUUCUGAUGGUAAUGAGGAGGAAUUGGGGGCGGUUGGUCCGGUUACUUCUGCGAAUCGCCGCGUGUUGAAAUCUUUCGAACAAUCGUCCAAACCGAAUCUUGGAGCCCUCGCCGCGUUGUAUCCAUUCGGUUUCCCGCCGUAUCCCAUGGGAUGGCCGCAGCCGGACGCCAGUACGGAUGCAAAUCAAUCGGAAACGGUUUUGCGAAAAUUCUCACUUCGGAAAAAGUCCAAGUCUAACCCGGUUCAGCAGGUACAGACUUCGGAAUCGGUUACAGAUUCGGAAUCCACGAAUUCUUCGGCCUCGUCGGAUCGUCCGGUAGUCAAAGCCCAAAGAACUCGUCGUCGUCGCGAUUAUCACAAAAGCCGGCCAAUCUCCGAAUGGAACAUCAAAUAUGAUGGGAGAGAUAACGGCCAGAAUUUGAUGAAAUUCAUCAAAGAAAUCGAAUUUUACGCGAAAUCUGAAAACGUGUCGAGGAGAGAGCUAUUCCGGUCCGCGAUUUAUUUUUUCAAGGAUCAAGCGAAAUCUUGGUUCAUGUCGGGUGUCGAAAAUGAAGAUUUCGGUGAUUGGGAUGAGCUUAUUACGGAAUUAAAACGCGAAUUUUUGAGUCCGGAUCACGACCACGUAAACGAAAUCAAGGCGAUCUCGCGAAAACAGGGUCCAAAAGAGAGAUUUUCUGAUUAUCUUUCGGAGUUGCAGAAAAUUUUCAAUUCCCUUACAAAACCUAUCUCCGAAGGCAAGAAAUUCGAAAUAGUAAUGCGUAACUUACGGUCGGACUAUAAAGGCCACGCGGUCGCGUCAAACAUUAACAACUUGGCCGAUCUUAAGAGAUUUGGGAGGCAGCUAGAUGCGACGUAUUGGUAUAAGUAUGCCCCAAAUGCUCAAGAUCAACCCGCGUCGCGAGUUAAAGCCCAAGCGAAUGAAAUUACUCGAGAACCACGGAAUAAAAUACAACCUCCACCCGAGGAGCCAAAACGAACCUACAAAUCGAAGAGCUUUUAUCGGUCGCAAAAAGAACACUCGGAAGAAGAACAACCAGUGAACAAACCGUCACGCGAUACUCCGAAACUUACGAAACAGGGGAACCAACAAGUGAGGAAAUCCGAAGAGUCUAGGGCACCUCCACCUUGGAUUGACAGUUACAUCCCACCUGUAGAGGGCACUUGCUUCAACUGCCGACGUCGUGGACAUAGCCAUACUGAGUGCAAGGCACCGCGCUAUAAAUUUUGUCUCCGGUGUGGUCUACACCAGGUAGAAACGAAAAAUUGCCCAUUUUGCGCAAAAAACUACCAGUAGACUACCUGAGAGGGCAGG
Messenger RNA from Aedes albopictus (Asian tiger mosquito), 2663 nucleotides. RefSeq lists its product as uncharacterized. Bases 750 to 2645 code for a protein of 631 amino acids. The record is from RefSeq and is a predicted model, not a curated record. Gene Ontology annotation, molecular function: nucleic acid binding; zinc ion binding. The transcript has 2 exons. NCBI's taxonomy places the organism in Eukaryota, Metazoa, Arthropoda, Insecta, Diptera, Culicidae.